This is a messenger RNA of Microsporum canis CBS 113480, 4383 nucleotides long. Its product is annotated as transferase family protein. The transcript has 5 exons. Bases 1 to 4383 code for a protein of 1460 amino acids. Lineage: Eukaryota; Fungi; Ascomycota; Eurotiomycetes; Onygenales; Arthrodermataceae. The record is from RefSeq and is a predicted model, not a curated record.
AUGCCUCACAAAUCCGAUGCAGAGGUAACGCCUGCAGAGCGUAUACCAAAUGGGAUUCCCGUCAUCGACGACAAAUUGUCAACAAGUACUUUGCAGACCUACAACGACGAUGUCCGAAAAACAUCUCGUCUUAUUCUGGAUAUCAUAUUUGAGUACGCCCUAAAUAAAUUUGAUGACUCCAAGGAUAGGUUAGAAGCAGGUGCAAAUAACUUCCUGGAUGUCAUUGAUCGAUUUGUUGCGGCAGGGAAGCGUGUGGAAUCAUGCCUUCCUGCGUUUCCAUUCAAGUCUGCCAAUAAGGUCUACAAAGUGCUUGGGAGUCUACCUGAUAUGGCCGAGGAGCUUGCUCUUGAGCGGCUAAAUACCAUGUGUACACGCAUACGAGAAGUAUAUUCGCCCGGUGCUCAGGUCACCAUCAUCUCUGACGGUAUAACAUACAAUGAUUUGUUGUCCAUAUCUGAUCAAGACACUUGGGCUUACGGAGAAGCCCUACGCAAGAUGGCGAUUGAUAAGAAGUUCAACUACAUUAGCUUUUCCAGAAUGAAAGACUUGCUUGACUUUCCCCUGCCAGAGAAGCUCACUGAGAUCACAUAUGUUGCUAAUUGCACAACCUUUCGUCGCCUGCUCUUGAAUCAGUACGGUCGGGAUGACCUUGAUAUUGACCAUGAGGUUACCAUAAAUCCCGAUACCAAGUUGACUUACCUCGGGUACAAAAGAUUCCUGGAGUCAGAUUUGAAACAUAUCUUUCCUCGCGGGAUAGGCCGAAGUGCGCAUAGCUACAAGAGAGAUUGCAAAUAUCUGGCGAAGCAGAUGCUGAUGCGGGGAUAUCUGGCCGAUGGAGAAUGGGUUAGCGCUCCUAUGGGCGAAUUCAGCAAAGAUAGCAGGCUUGAACUGGUUUACAUCGAUGGCCGGCCCAGCCACUUCAGGGAGAAGGCUUGUGAGAAUGGUGCUCUGCCCAUCAGUGACUCAACUGCAAGCUAUCUUGAAGCCGCUAAGCCAGUAAUCGCUAGUGGAUAUCUUAGCGGUGCAACCACCCCAGGCACAGCAUCACCCAGUACCUUUUCACAAUCCCCUCCUCGUGCCAGAGUGAGAAGUAGCGGCGUAACCACUCCCGAAUCUCAGUCUCCUCCUAAUUCAACCAAAACCGGCUUAGGAGUUGUGGUAAACAGCAAACUAGGCGAUACUUCCUCACCAAGAAAAUCCAACGUGAUACCUUCAGUACCUUAUGGCAAGCGACUUAUCCCCCAGAUUAUGGACGAACUGGCUGCUACCCAACCAGAGCGAAUUAUUUUCUCACUGGCGACACUCUCUGGUGAUUCCCUCAUUUUUAGGGAUAUCACUGCCCACGCCUUUAAUAAGGCUGUUGACAAGACCGCUUGGUGGCUUCGAAGCCAGGUCGGAAAACCAGAUUCGAUCCGGCCUGUAGGUUACAUCGGCCCACCCUCUGAGCCUCUAGUUGAGGAGAUUCUGCAAGAACGACCUAUGACACUUUUACAGCUACCCCUUCUCGAGGAACUUCUAGAUGCCUCGUCCACAGAGCCGUUCUUGUAUUCCAAAUCCUUUGAUGAAGCCGUAAAUGAGCCAUUCUGUUUCCUGCAUACAUCCGGGAGCACCGGGGUACCCAAACCUAUUCCUUGGUCUCACGGUCUUAUUGGCCUCGCUGGAGCAUUACCAAAUAUUCGACUUGUUGAGACCCUUGCAGACAAUGUCAAGAUUGACAUCUGGAGCAUGGUGCCGUCUCUUGUCAAUGAGCUAGGCGAAACGCCUGAGGUAUUGGCAAAGCUCAAACCGUCGAAGUUUAUAUGUGCAUCAGGUGGCCCAGUAAGCCCAGUAAGCGCCGGCAAGGUGAACGAUGUGGUAAGAGUAUUGAACUUGACUGGCACCACCGAGGGCCUGUUUAUGGGCAAUCUUGUGACUUCAAGGGAAGAUUGGUUCUGGUUCUGCUUCCACCCUUACUCUGGCUUCGAGUUUAAGGAAAUAGGUGAAGAUACCUACGAGCAUUGGAUCCACCGCAACGAACACUGGCCUCUGUUCCAAGGUAUCUAUCACACUUUCCCUGAAAAAGAGUCAAUCAACUUCAAAGACUUGUAUUCGAGGCACCCUAGUAAGCCUAAUUUAUGGGCUUUCAAAGGCAGAAGUGAUGAUUUGGUGGUAUUGUCUAACGGAUACAAGAUAACGCCACUCGAGACUGAAGCUCUCGUUACUGUCCACCCUGCAAUCAAAGGAUGUAUCCUAUUUGGCACCGGAAAGCCGCAGGCGGGUCUGCUUAUUGACCUAAAAGACCCGUCUCAAAAAUCUGAUGAGCUACUAGAUAGCAUCUGGGAAACAGUGAAGAAGGCUAACUCGAUGUCUCGUCAUAAAGACCAGCUGUUAAAGGACUUUGUUACCUUUACGAAGCCCGACAAACCCUUUAUUUAUACGGAUAAGGGAACCGUGAAACGAGCAGCAACCUUGGCGCUAUAUUCCAACUAUAUAGACCGCUUUUACAGCUCGCUUAGCGAUGAUCCUGAGGAUAUAGAUGCUGUGUUUCCCAUUGACAUAACCUCAACGGAGUCAAUCCAAAGUGGUGUUCGCGAUAUCCUAGCAUCUUCAGUACCAGAAAUCCAGCAGGCUCCAAUUGACACAGAUCUUUUCGAGCUUGGACUAGACUCCCUUGGUGUCUUUGCAGCCAUUAAGAAGAUUCGGAUAGCCACACGUCUUGGUGAACAGAUUGCUCCCAGGCACAUUUAUGCAAAUCCCACGAUUGCUAGCCUUUCUGCUACUAUCGAACGUUUGGCUGCUGAGGUGAAAAGUGCUAAGGCUGAUGCCUCAGACCUACCUGUUGAUGGCGAAACCGCUAAGCUGAAGAGGAUGAUCGCCCAACACCAAGCCAGACAGACUUUUAAGCUGAAUGCAUUGGAUUAUGUCAAUCCAAACCAUAACAUGGGGCUUGUUUUCUAUUUCUCUCUCCGUGAAGGGGUUAGCUACAAGGAAGUGUUUACCAACCUACAAGAGGGACUCAACCGCACAUUUGACCUAAUCCCAGCUCUUAGUGGCAAGAUGAUGCACUGCUCGGAGCAAGAGAUUGGGUACAAGAAGGGAGACCUCUGUGUAACUAUCCCUCCUCUAUCCAUGGCAACCUCAGCCCAUAAUCGUCUCGUCUACAAAGAUCUUUCCGGAAUCCUUCCUUCGUUCGCCAAGAUGCGAGACGCUGAUUUCGCUCCCUCUCUUUUCAAGGAUAGCCUUGUUUUGCGAGAUGAUCCGAUCUCCAAGAUACCUGCUGACAUUUUUGCUGGACAAGUCAACUUCGUCAAGGGUGGUUGUAUUGUUGCUGUUGACUUGAACCACUGCUGCUUAGAUGGCCUUGGAGCCAUGGUCGCUCUCAAGGUUUGGGCUGAAAACUGCCGAUAUCUUCAGGGCGACAAGACCGCGACCUGCAGCUGGUAUGACCCCGAAAGCUUUAAUCAUAGCCUUCCUGAGAUCCUUCAUGAACAGGAAGGCUGGGUUCGCCCAGUUAACGAAGUAGACCCUGGUACAUGGGGCUUCUUACCAUUCUUCCCCCCUGAUGAGAACCAGGCGAACGGCGAGUCUGUCCUCACUACAAAAGAAAGCCCCCUCGGCCCUCGUCCAAUUUUCCCUCUACAUAAUAUCUGGCCUGUACCUCGUGCUGAGAGGUGCAUGAAGACAACCUCCUUCCUGAUUUCUCCGGAGAAUCUCGAGAAAAUGAAACAAGACGUUAUUGCGGACCCAGAAGCCAAGGGAGUUAUCACAUCCAUUAGCGACAUAGUACAGGCUUUCUUCUGGCGUACUGCCAUUAGGGCUCGAUAUCGUGUGGCUAAGGAGAUUCGAAAGCAGAGUUUUGGGCCUGAGGACAUGUCUAUUCUUGAACUACCCACUGAUGGUCGGCCGUACUUCUCCUCCCGUCUACCAUCAACGUACAUGGGCAGCGUACUCAUUAUGAACCGGUGCAGCAUCCCUGUGGAAACCCUUUGUUCCCCUGAGACAAGCAUCGGGUACGUCGCGUACAAUCUUCGCCAGUCUACUGCACGCAUUACUCCGUCUCUUGUGCAUGAUGCCUUUACCAUCCUGCAAUCCCUUCCAGAUCACAGCCGGUUUUCAACUGCCAAUAUGGGUCUUGAGCACAUGCACGCCAUGAUAUCAAACAUGAUGCUCUUCCCCACUAGUGAAAUAUCAUUUGGAAGCAAGUUUUUUGCCAACGGAGGCUCCCCUGAGUCGAUGAGGCCUCAAGUUGACCGAGCCAAUGGUAUCUUCCGGUUCCUUGCCAUCUAUCCUAUGAAGAAGGAUGGGGGGGUAGAACUUGUGUUGGGAACACAUCCCGAGGAACUCGAAAUGUUCAAAACUGAUCCUGAGUUUACAAAAUAUGCAGAGCUUGUGGACGUUUGCUGA